Messenger RNA from Ipomoea triloba (trilobed morning glory), 1221 nucleotides. Its product is annotated as transcription factor BEE 1-like. Gene Ontology annotation, molecular function: protein dimerization activity; DNA-binding transcription factor activity. The transcript is spliced from 6 exons. Gene Ontology annotation, biological process: regulation of DNA-templated transcription. Bases 75 to 893 code for a protein of 272 amino acids. Gene Ontology annotation, cellular component: nucleus. NCBI's taxonomy places the organism in Eukaryota, Viridiplantae, Streptophyta, Magnoliopsida, Solanales, Convolvulaceae. The record is from RefSeq and is a predicted model, not a curated record.
UACCAAUAAGUCAUCAUCCACAACUCCAUCCUGAGAAAAUCAAUCUCUCUCUGCACCAAAUAAAACUAACUUUGAUGGCAGAUCACUUCAGGCAGCUAUUCCCUCUACUCAACGUGGAUCCAAGCAUGGAAGUUGGGCAAUUCCCAGAGCUUAUAAACCCGAAUUUCGGAGAGAUUUCGGGCCCGAAUUUCCAGACCUUAAUGGGAUUCUCCCAGCAGGACCAGUUUCUGAGUCCUGCUGCAGAAUUUUCUGCACCCAAUUCCCUUCAUUAUGAAGCGAAAGCGGGCCACCGGGCCCCCGGGGCUUCGGCUUCGAUUCUACCUGUAAAUGAUGCCCUUGAGACCAAGAUGAAGCCUGCAGAUUACACCACCAUGGAAAGCUGCUCACCAAACUCUUCUUCACCUGCAGUUUCUGAGAUUGGGACUAGGAGAAAACAUAGUGUAGGAAGAGGGAAGAGAAAGAAAAGCAGUGAAGAUGAAGAAACAAAACCAAUGGAAGUUGUGCAUGUAAGAGCCAGAAGAGGGCAGGCCACUGAUAGUCACAGUUUAGCAGAAAGGGUCAGGAGAGGGAAAAUCAAUGAAAGACUGAAGUGCUUGCAAGAUAUUGUACCAGGAUGCUAUAAGACAAUGGGCAUGGCUGUAAUGUUGGAUGAAAUAAUCAACUAUGUCCAAUCCUUGCAAAAUCAAGUUGAGUUUCUAUCAAUGAAGCUCACAGAGGCAAGCUCCUAUUAUGACUUCAACUCAGAAACAGAGAUUAUAGAAACAAUGCAGAGAGCAAAGGCAUAUGAGGAUAUGAAAAUGCAGAAGCAAGUGAAGGAUGGGUAUGAAGGGCUCUCAACUUCUAACCAACAUAAUAACCCUUUUGACCAGCAGAGUUUUGGGUGCUACCCUUAGCUUCAUUGCCACACAAUACCUCAUGAGGAUUAUCCCUUUUUUGUUUUUUUAUUUUAUUUUUAUUUUUAUUUUCCCUUUUCUUGGAAGCUCUGAUUUUAUCAGUCUAAAAAUUGUACACUUGCAAAUAAAUUCAAACAUACAAAGUGAUAAAAAUGACCAAUUAUUAGCAUAGUGCAUAAUCUCACUCUUUACUUUUUUUUUUUUUUUUUUUUCUUUUUCUCCCACUUCCUGUUGAGGGUACUUAGAUAUUGGAAAUGUUGAGAAAACUCAGUGUAACUUGCCAUGUAGUUUGGAUUAUUGAAUACAUAAAUUUUAUCCUUUCAUUCAA